AUGGUGGUUAAUAAAACUGAUUCAAAUGGUCUGAACUUAGCUGCUGAUAAUUCAUUAUCAAGAACUUUAUCAAUGGAUUCCAUUAGUUCUUUAUUUAAAAGGAAAAAUAAAAAGAGAAAAUUAGAUGAAGAAGAUCAAGAGUCUAUAGAUUCAAAUUUAAUUGAAGAAGAACAAGAAAAGACUAAAAAAUUGGAUUCUAAAAAGAGAAAAAUAUUAGAUAAACAAAAGGAAGAAUUUGAAGGUAAUGAAAAAAAAUUAGAUGAACAAUUACCACCCGAAUUAAGAAAAUUUAGACCAAGAGGUUAUAAAUUUAAUUUACCGCCUACUGAUAAACCAAUUAGAAUUUAUGCAGAUGGGGUAUUUGAUUUGUUUCAUCUUGGUCAUAUGAAACAAUUAGAACAAGCCAAAAAAUCAUUUGAAAAUGUUGAAUUAGUUUGUGGUGUACCUUCAGAUAUUGAAACUCAUAAAAGAAAAGGUUUAACAGUAUUAACAGAUGAACAAAGAUGUGAAACUUUAAAACAUUGUAAAUGGGUUGAUGAAGUUAUACCAAAUGCACCAUGGUGUGUUACACCCGAAUUUUUAAAGGAACAUAAUAUAGAUUAUGUUGCUCAUGAUGAUUUACCUUAUGCAAGUUCUGAUUCUGAUGAUAUUUAUAAACCAAUUAAACAAGAAGGGAAAUUCCUUACUACUCAACGUACCGAAGGUAUCUCUACUUCUGAUAUUAUAUCCAAAAUAAUUAGAGAUUAUGAUAAAUAUUUAAUGAGAAAUUUUGCAAGAGGUGCAACAAGAAAAGAAUUAAAUGUUUCAUGGUUGAAAAAGAAUGAAUUAGAUUUUAAAAAACAUAUACAAGAUUUUAGAACUUAUUGGAUGAAAAAUAAAAUUAAUUUAAAUAAUGUUUCCAAAGAUUUAUAUUUUGAAAUUAGAGAAUUUAUGAGAGGUAAAAAAUUUGAUUUACAACAUUUAAUUGAAUUACAAAAUAAUCAAAAUAAUCAAAAGUUCUUAUUAAAUGAUGAUAAAGAUGAAGAGAAUAAAUCUCCAUUAACUGAAUUUGCUUCAAAAUAUAUUGGAAAUGCAAAUAAAGAAUUAAAUAAUGCAGGUAAAGCUAUAUUUGCUAAUGUAAGAGAAUGGAUAAGUGGUCAAACAAGUGAUGAAGAAGAAGAAGAAGGAGAGGAAGAAGAAAUUGAACCAAUAGUUAUAAAACAUCCUGUAAGAAGAGCAAGAAGAUCAAGUAUUCCAAGUAAUGCAACAACACCAAUUAAAUCAAUUCCAGGUUUAAGACAAAGAAAAAUUAUAACUCCAAAAGGAACAUCUAUUAAAAGAUCAACUAAAUCAACACCACCAACAACAAAGAAGACAAAAUAA
This is a messenger RNA of Insectozyma verbasci, 1362 nucleotides long. The record is from the annotation of a GenBank genome assembly. NCBI's taxonomy places the organism in Eukaryota, Fungi, Ascomycota, Pichiomycetes, Serinales, Debaryomycetaceae.